Drosophila busckii is the source of this 2238-nucleotide messenger RNA. It is a transcript of the gene Cdc45, whose product is annotated as cell division control protein 45 homolog. Gene Ontology annotation, biological process: double-strand break repair via break-induced replication; mitotic DNA replication preinitiation complex assembly; DNA replication initiation. NCBI's taxonomy places the organism in Eukaryota, Metazoa, Arthropoda, Insecta, Diptera, Drosophilidae. Bases 240 to 1952 code for a protein of 570 amino acids. Gene Ontology annotation, cellular component: DNA replication preinitiation complex. Gene Ontology annotation, molecular function: chromatin binding; single-stranded DNA binding; DNA replication origin binding. The record is from RefSeq and is a predicted model, not a curated record. The transcript has 2 exons.
CAGCUUUGGCUGAAACAGCUGUGCGUUCCCGCCAAAUUCGAUACAGCAGAUGUGGGAGCGCUAAACUAGAGCUGGAAUGUGGAUUGACAAAUAGCAAAAUGCAGCAAAGAUCACAGCCAAUAGUUAUCUAAAGCAACAAAUAAUUAUUUGCAAUACAUACUAGUGGACAAUUGCUUUAACGUUGAGCAGUUUUUUCGUGUUCGUGUUCCGUCCAACUUGACUUGGUGUGCGGCCCAAAGAUGUUUAUACAAGAUUUGAAGAAUGAUUUCUACGGACAGCUGAUUGGCAAGCGCAUUCUAAUCAUUGUCAACUAUGAUGUGGAUGCCAUAUGUGCAAGCAAAAUACUGCAGGCACUCUUUAAGUAUGAUCACAUGCUCUACACAGUGGUGCCCAUUAUGGGCUUAACUGGACUGCGUCGUGCCUAUGCCGAACAUCAGGGCGAUGUCAAACAUGUGCUGCUAAUGAACUGCGGCGGUUGCGUGGACAUUGUGGAGCUACUGCAGCCAGAUGACGAGGUGACAUUUUACAUAUGCGAUGCACAUCGUCCGCUGGAUGUUUGCAACAUCUAUAGUGAUCGGCAGGUAUGUAUUUUGGGCGAUCCCGCGCUGGAAGAGAAUAUACCAGCGUUUGAAACAAUAUUCUAUGACGAGGAUGAAGAAGAGGAUGAGCAGGAUGAGGAUCGCGACAGUGGUGAGGGCGAGUCCGAUGAGGGGGAAGGCGAUCCCGAAACAGGAGCGCCAAAACUCACACGCAUGCAACGACACGAGCAGCGUGUGAUGCGAAUGCGUGCACGUCGGCAAUGGGAACUGGAACGCGAUCGCAUUAUGUUCGAUUAUACGCAAUUUAGCUACUACGGUCGUUCGACGGCGCUCAUGAUCUUUGAGCUGGCCUGGAAGCUGUCCAAGGACAACAUGGAUCUGCUCUGGUGGGCAAUUGUGGGCAUUAGCGAGCAGUUGCUGCUGGGCAAGAUCGAGAGUGCUGCCUAUACCUUGGAGCUGGAGCACAUACAAUCGCACGUGUCUCGCUUGACCAACAAGACCAAUGAUCAGCAUACGAUGAGCGCUGCCAAGAUCAAUUUUGAGAAGGAUCUGCAUCUGGUGCUCUACAGACACUGGACGGUAACUGAGUCUAUGCGCUAUUCGCGCUAUGCUGCUUGCCAGCUUAAGCUUUGGACGCUGCGCGGUGAGAAGCGCCUGCACGAGCUGCUGGUCGAGAUGGGCCUGCCGCUGGUGCAUGCACGCCAAAUGUACAACUCAAUGGAUCUGGUGUUGCGCAAGGAAUUCUACUCGAUGGUUGAGCAGCUGGCCGACAAAUACGACAUUCCGGACAUUGUCUACGGCACAUUUACGCUUAGCUAUGGCUAUCGCAGUCGCUACGCCGCUGCUGACUAUGUCUAUGCGCUGCUUGCGAUCUUGCAGUCGGUGAAGAAGCAUAAGACGCCAGAGGACUGUUUCAUGGAGGCAGCGGAUGCACUGAUGCGUCAGCACAAGCAACUGCUCAUUGCGGGCAUUGACAAUGCCAAGCUGCUGCACGCGGCCAUCUUUCGUCAGGUGCAGAGCUGCCUGGAGGCGCACCAGGUGCACUCCACGGGCUCAUUCUUCUAUUAUAUACUGCAGGAGGAGCAUGCAUUCUUCUCCUAUCCCUAUGCGCUGGCGCUGCUCGCCAAGUUCGUGCUGCACGGCCAUGUGGCCACAACACGCGCACGCCAGGCACCAGAUAUGCCACUCAUUGCCACCUGUCCGCUGGACGCGACACAGGGCAUGUGCCUGCUGGUGGGCAUAGCGCCGGUGCGUGAGGAUUCGCCCAAGAACUUCUUUGGCAAGGCCUUCGAUCAGGCCGCCCAGAAGAGCAAGGUGAGCUUGCUGCAAGACUUUUUUGAACCCUCCAUUGUGCAGCUGCGCCAAAGUGAUCUUACACGGUUUCUGGACGCGCUUACAGUGCUGCUCACCUAACCCUAAUCCCCUUCUAUACCUGCCCCCUACCCUACACAUAUAUGUAAUUAAGCUAUAUUAAGCGUGAACUAAUUUAUGCAUAACAUUUGUUUUUUAAUCCAUUUUUUUUUUGGCUAGACGUAGAUUAUUUAAGUAAUGAUUUCUAACGAUGUACAAGCGACCAACAAUUUAAUGUUAAACAACUGAAUUAACCUAACUAUUUAAGAUCAAAACAAGUCAAGCAAUCGUGCAAAGAGGACAUCAAAUUAAACAUAUAUGCUAUAGACACUUAAGGCCAACGAAACAA